GAAUUGAUAACUGUUUCCAACUUAAAGUAACUUCAAGGCAUAUACGGGCUGAGAACCAUCCUCAUUUGAGUUACGAUACGCAUCGCUGAUAAGUUGAUCGUGAUCUGUGCAGCGUGACUGCUCUCAACUGUAGCCUGGGGGAAAGUUUAUUUUAGAAUUGAAUAACGGAGCAUCCGACUUUGCAUAAGAAAACUCGGAGCAGAUUAGCGCAGAAUCGGCACCUGACUCUUAAGCCGUACGGAUCCACGCAAACACACGUCUAAAUCUUAAAUACUUACACGCGAUCAGGAAGAAAGGACAUCAUUCAUUUUCACUGCGAAACAGUCUGUGGAGUUUGCUAAACUUAUAUCAUUUUAUAGUUGGAACUGCUGUUAUACAGAUAAGAGAGUCUUAAUGCGUAUCCCUAUGGCUUAUGCGAAUUUCGACGAUUUGGUGCGAGUGACGGAGAGUAUCACCUACCCGAACUCCUACCAAGGCGAGGGAAAUCCGUUGACGGCGGGGAUCUAUUCGUUGCUCAUUCCAAACACAGAGGAUGAACUACAACAGACACUUAAAGAAAUGGAUAGUUACCUGUGUUCCACCUCUCAAGACACACCUUCAGAAUUGCAGCCACAUGUAAACCUCCAUCAACCAAAGUUCGAAGAGGGGAUGAAGAGAGACUGUCGCUUUCCAGAGUCAACGGCCAACGUGUGUAAUGGCCUACAAACAGUACAAGCGCCUUCUUGCGAUCUGAAGCUAGAGUGGCCGCAAGCUACUCUUCAAAACCCAGCAACUACGACGACUGCAUCAUGUGCGGAGUCCAACGUCUUUAGUUUCGAUACACACCAAUCCUUUCCCACAUGCUCUGAGAGCGAACUGGAAUUAAGCCAUGCCUUUCACUGCGAUUUUCCCGGUUGUAAAAAACGUUACACAAAGAGCUCGCAUCUUGGAACACACAAGAGAAUUCAUACCGGCGAGAAGCCCUUCCUGUGCCCGUGGGAGGAUUGUGGGUGGUGUUUCCGCAGAUCGGACGAACUAAAGCGCCACUACCGAAGACACACUGGCGAAAAACCUUACGUAUGUCCCUUGUGUGGCAGGUCCUUUAGUCGUUCAGAUCAUCGGUCUUCUCACAUAAAGAAAAUACACCCACUAAUGUAGGAGUUUUUUAAAUCGACUCAACGGACCUCAGAUGACAAACGUCAACAUUUGACUUAAAUUUUUAUUUGUUUGAAUGUUCAAUAGACAAUUUAUACUCUAUAUUUAGUCGACCUCAUGGCCGCGACGUUGUCCUACUGUCUGUUCCAUAAAGAAGCCUUAUUUAACGAGCUAAGAAUUAUGUGGUGAAUAAUUGUACAUAUAGAGCACACUAUUGGCAUAAACAGGGGAAUUCAAUGAGCCAAUAGUCACCGAAAUCACUAUUUUAAUGGAAAGUCUUUAAACAGUCAAUUUCACUCCUCAGUCAAGUAUCAAGACGAUACAGUCGGAAAACGUAAACCUUGUAGUUAUAUUAUGUAUAUUUCGUAGCGACGAGUCCUUCUCAGUCUUAAAAGUCACGUUGUCAGUAUUUUUCGUCUUGUUGGAGGACCCAUGAUCGCUUUUCUAACUCAUUUUGACUCAAAAAUUUCAGAAAGCCAAACUACGCACAUCUUUGUGGUGGAGGGUUAAGAGAGAAGAACAGGGCUGGUUCCUGCUGGGAAGGUGCUUUGUAGUAUGACAUGAAAUAAACAUGGUUAUAUUCAAGAUUUAACAUAUACUGAAAUGCAUCCAUUCUUCGUCGUUAAGGGACAGUUGUCCAACUACUAAGAGAUAAAUACUGCUUCGGACUGUUUCAUACAUUCUACAUCGAAGGAAAAAACUGAAGAAAAGCUUUAAGAGGACAGAAUGUUUCAUUCAGACUUUAACAUGAACGAUCAGUACAAGUAUUUAAGAGGUAUCGAUUGUGAAACGUGAUUGAAGCUGACGGCGAUCUCUAAGAAACAUGUAAAAAAGCCCUUGAAGACUCAACAAAUACGAUGAUUUUGAUACGAUGUGUAUUAAACAAAUUUAAAUCUC
Messenger RNA from Pocillopora verrucosa, 2031 nucleotides. RefSeq names its product Krueppel-like factor 5. NCBI's taxonomy places the organism in Eukaryota, Metazoa, Cnidaria, Anthozoa, Scleractinia, Pocilloporidae. The record is from RefSeq and is a predicted model, not a curated record.